GCGUGUCGCCAACCGUCGUAGUCAGGGAUGCGCCAAGCUAAGCCCCACCAGGACCGUCCGGAAGAGCCCCUGGGCAUGUGCUGUGGCGGGCGGGGGCGGCUUGCAUGGCCUUUAGCAAAACGACGACACGCGUCAGGGCCUGGCUAUGCUUCUGCUCGUCUCAGUCGCCAUCUCGUAUACGUAGGCAUGCCGUCGCCAUGGCCGGCUUUGUUUUUUUCGUGAUUUUGUUGUGGAUGAAAUCAGGGACAAAAUCAUGGACAGUGUCUACA
This is a messenger RNA of Bipolaris sorokiniana ND90Pr, 269 nucleotides long. RefSeq lists its product as uncharacterized. The transcript has a single exon. The coding region runs from base 28 to 222 and encodes 64 amino acids. Lineage: Eukaryota; Fungi; Ascomycota; Dothideomycetes; Pleosporales; Pleosporaceae. The record is from RefSeq and is a predicted model, not a curated record.